GCUAAUCCAUGGAGUCGCGGAGACUUUUCGGAUCGCUUCUUCUCAAUGCAGCUGUUGGUCGUCGGUGGGCUGGAGGAAGGCUCCUUCCACCUGAGUUCCUGAAGGCGUAUGUUCCAAAAAUCGACACCAAGUCCCUAGAAUCUGUUCAGAAUAAAGUGGCACCUGCUCCCGAACCAUUGCAUCCCAAGGACGUGCAGCAUGGACGUGAAUUACCACGUCUCUAUCAAGAACUAUUGCCACACAAUUUGGAUCCACGAUACCGGGACCGACUCCGUGAGCGUCUAGAAAGGCGUGAGAUGAUGCUUCGUCGUCGAAAUCUUGUAAUUCCAGAGUUUUAUGUGGGUUCCAUUCUAUCGGUGACAGUGGCUGAUGCAUUUGCUCCAAAUGGUUCCCAUCGAUUUGUGGGUAUCUGCAUUGAGCGUUGCAACGAAGGCCUUUGGACCACAUUCACUCUCAGAAAUGUGUUGGAAAGUACAGCAGUUGAAAUCAAAUACGAAUUGUACAAUCCAACCCUGCAGUCUAUCGAGGUGCUAUUGUUGGAAAAACGUUUGGAUCAGAAUUUGCUCUACUUGCGUGACGCACCGCUGCAAGAAAGUCGUGUGCCCUUUGAUAUGACACCGGUCCCCCAUCCACGAAAUGCUCCAGUUCCAGUUAACACUAAGAAAGUGAAAUUGCUCCCACCUCCUUGGCACUUUCAGUGGUUUCUGCAUGGCUACCGUGGCAUAGAUGAGAGCAUGUUUGAGUAUCUGACUCCAGAACAGCUGAAUCAGAUCAAUGACAAAGUGAAUCUAGUGGAUCGUUAUGAUCUGAUGAAAAUGUACAGAACUAGACCUUCUUUGGAAGAUAAGCAGGUGGCUUUUGGCCACGUACAUUUGCACCAUCAAGAUCUUGUCCGUUUGCACGAACAGCGUAGACAUUCGAUGGAACAUCGAACUCCGAAAUCGUCUUCCGCCGCACCCAUCCGCGAGAGCGGUUAACUGUUGCUCUACCAACACGCACUGAUUCAGCGUACAUUUGUAAAUAAAUGCAUUAUCACAGCCG
Molecule: messenger RNA, 1041 nt
Organism: Dicrocoelium dendriticum
Lineage: Eukaryota; Metazoa; Platyhelminthes; Trematoda; Plagiorchiida; Dicrocoeliidae
Source: the annotation of a GenBank genome assembly